Messenger RNA from Acanthisitta chloris (rifleman), 1397 nucleotides. It is a transcript of the gene PINK1, whose product is annotated as PTEN induced putative kinase 1. Lineage: Eukaryota; Metazoa; Chordata; Aves; Passeriformes; Acanthisittidae. The record is from RefSeq and is a predicted model, not a curated record. Gene Ontology annotation, molecular function: ATP binding; protein serine/threonine kinase activity. The annotation marks the transcript as partial. Gene Ontology annotation, cellular component: mitochondrion. The transcript is spliced from 7 exons. Gene Ontology annotation, biological process: positive regulation of mitochondrial fission; regulation of apoptotic process; protein phosphorylation.
ACAGUGUUUGUUGGGAAGAACAAGCCACAGAAAGAUCCCCUGAGCUCCUUCCGCUGGCAGGGCUUCAAGCUGGAGGAAUAUCUCAUCGGCCAACCCAUCGGGAAGGGCUGCAGUGCUGCUGUGUACGAGGCAGCUAUUCCCUUCUCUCCCAAUCAUCGGGAACGUGCGGAGAGCAGCCGGUUAGCCGUGCCACAGGAUCAUGGCUCUGCUUCCCAGCAGGCUGAGAAGGAGCCUGUGGUGAAACACCAACCCAAAGAGGCUUUUCCUUUAGCCAUCAAAAUGAUGUGGAACAUUUCGGCUGGUUCCUCCAGUGAAGCCAUCCUGAAUGCCAUGGGCCAAGAGCUUGUUCCAGCCACAGGAGUUGCAUUAUCUGGGGAAUACGGAGCCGUCUCUGGCCGCAGAAAACCCAUCCUUGGGAGGAAGAAGUUGCAACCUCAUCCAAAUAUAAUCCAGGUGAUCCGAGCAUUCACAUCCUCAGUCCCUUUGCUGCCUGGAGCCUUUGCUGACUAUCCUGAUGUUCUUCCACUGAGCCUGAAUCCCAGAGGGAUUGGUCACAGCCGCACACUCUUCUUGGUGAUGAAGAAUUACCCGUGCACACUGCGCCAGUAUCUGCGGGAGAACACGCCGGACGUUCGCCUUGGCACCAUGAUGGUUCUGCAGCUCCUGGAAGGUGUGGACCAUCUCGUUCGACAUGGGAUAGCACACAGAGACCUCAAGUCGGACAACAUCCUGGUUGAAUUUGAUUCUGCUGGCUGCCCCUGGCUGGUGAUCACUGACUUUGGGUGCUGCUUGGCGGAUGAGAACAUCGGCCUGAGGCUGCCGUUCACCAGCUCUUACGUGGAUCGAGGAGGCAAUGGCUGUCUUAUGGCACCUGAGGUGAUCACAGCUUCACCUGGUCCAGGCACAGUGAUCAACUACAGUAAAGCUGAUGCUUGGGCAGUUGGAGCAAUCGCCUACGAGAUCCUGGGCAUGGCCAAUCCUUUCUAUGGCCAUGGGAAGUCGAGUCUGGAAAGCAGAACCUACCAGGAGGAGCAGCUGCCAAGCCUGCCUGAUCAUGUGCCCUUCGAGGUGAAGCAAGUGAUAAAGAUGCUACUUCAGAGAGAUCCCAACAAGAGGUUGUCUGCCAGAGUUGCUGCAAAUGUGCUUCACCUGAGCCUCUGGGGUGACAGUGUCGUAGCAUCCAGGACCCUGAAACCCGACCAGAUGAUUGCCUGGCUCCUCUGCCAGUCUGCAGCCACACUGCUCACCAACAGGCUGGUGGAUAAAAGCCAGGUAGAAACCAAAAUGAAGAUGUGCUUCUUGGCAAACCUCGAGUUUGAAGACCUCUGGGCAGCAAUAUUCCUGUUGCUGGCCUGGAGAAGCCGCUCUGGGUGAAGGAACCACCUGGAACAUGAGCA